AUGGCAGAAAACUUCGAGCUAGGGAACCCCCUGAUCCCCUCCCUUAUGAUCCCCACGGAGUUUGAUAACUCGUGGACCCGCUGGAUUGCCAGUAAGGGGGGUCUAUAUGAAUUUAAAAAAGAGAGUGGGGGGAAAUGGACUGGCAUAUGCAGAGCGAUGGUAGAAACCGAGGCUCUGAGAAACAGUAAUAAAAGUAAAAAAGCAAGAAUUUUGCAACUCAUGUCUAUGGCAGUGAGAUGGCUCAGACAGCAUGCUGGCAUGCUGGCCAAACAAGUCAUAGAAAAAACAGGAGAAGUAGAAGAGGUAACCCGGGCAGUCGAGCACUGGAAAGCCCAAGCUCUGUUAGCAGGGCAACAGGCGGUCCAAACUCAUGAUAUGCUCGAGCAAGUCAAGCAGGAAAAUAAAAAAUUGGAAACAACUGUAGAAAACCUGCAGAAGCAAAAAGUGCCGUCCCCUGGGGUUCAGCGUUCUUCAAGUGCUGUUACAGUGCCUGAGGAAUGGGGACAGAAAUGGAAACAGGUGGCCCUUGCCAAGUUAAAAGAUGGAACAUGGGACAGUUGGGAUGGAUGUUGCAAUGGGGACAUGUGGAAUGACUCUGUUAAAACAUACUGUCAUGACCCAUGGGCAGGGGCUACUGCACCGCAACCGCCACCUUAUGAUAAAAGCCAGGUUCCAGUUAAACUUAAACUGAGACCUAGACUGGUGCCUGUCAGAACGGGACAAGUAAGUGCACAGAAGGAAAGAGUAGCAAACAAUACUUUCACAGAAUUGGUAAAUCAGAUGAAGGAAAAUAUGGAACAGUUCACAGAGCACAUUAGGAGACAGGACCUGCGACUCGAUCGCAGGGCACUGAAUAAAAAAGAAUUUCAAAGAGGAAAGGACAGACGAAGUGGCCUCAUUCUGACAAUUCCAUUAUGCCUUGAACAGACAAACAUGGAUGAGCUGAGUGUUACCCUAGACUAUCUGCUAAGCAUUCCAAGUGAAAAGUGUAAAGCUAGAGGAUUUACUGUGAUAGUCGAUGGCAGAAAAUCUCAAUGGAAUGUGGUAAAGACGGUUGUGUUAAUGCUCCAGAAUGUUGUUCCAGCUGAGGUGUCGCUUGUUUGUGUAGUAAAACCUGAUGAAUUUUGGGACAAGAAGGUUACACAUUUUUGUUUUUGGAAAGAGAAAGAUAGACUUGGCUUUGAGGUUAUUUUAGUAUCUGCCAACAAGUUGACUCGAUACAUAGAACCAUGCCAGCUGACAGAAGAUUUUGGAGGGAGCCUUUCCUAUGAUCACAUGGACUGGUUGAAUAAGAGGCUGGUAUUUGAAAAGUUUACAAAAGAGUCUACAUCGUUACUAGAUGAGCUUGCUUUAAUUAACAAUGGAAGUGAUAAAGGAAACCAACAGGAGAAAGAAAGGUCUAUGGAUUUAAACUUUCUUCCAUCUGUUGAUCCAGAGACAGUACUACAGACAGGUCAUGAGCUAUUAUCAGAGUUACAGCAGCGUCGGUUUAAUGGUUCAGAUGGAGGGGUCUCAUGGUCUCCCAUGGAUGAUGAACUGCUUGCUCAGCCACAGGUCAUGAAGCUAUUAGAUUCACUCCGAGAACAGUAUACGCGUUACCAGGAAGUUUGUAGACAACGUAGCAAGCGCACACAGCUAGAGGAGAUUCAACAGAAGGUAAUGCAGGUAGUGAAUUGGCUUGAAGGACCUGGAUCAGAACAACUACGAACCCAGUGGGGGAUAGGUGAUUCAAUUAGAGCCUCACAAGCUUUGCAACAGAAACAUGAAGAGAUUGAGAGUCAACACAGUGAGUGGUUCGCCGUAUAUGUGGAGCUUAAUCAGCAGAUUGCAGCACUGCUAAAUGCUGGGGAUGAGGAGGACCUGGUAGAGUUGAAAGCACUACAGCAACAGUUGAGCGAUGUCUGUUAUCGGCAGGCCAGUCAGCUGGAAUUUAGGCAAAAUCUGUUACAAGCAGCGCUUGAAUUCCAUGGUGUUGCCCAAGAUUUGUCUCAGCAGUUAGAUGGCUUAUUAGGGAUGUUGUGUGUAGAUGUAGCACCAGCUGAUGGAGCAUCAAUUCAGCAAACUUUAAAACUGCUUGAAGAGAAGCUGAAAAGUGUUGACUUAGGCCUGCAAGGCUUGCGUGAAAAAGGCCAAGGUCUUCUUGACCAGAUAUCUAACCAAGCAUCCUGGGCCUAUGGAAAAGAUGUAACCAUAGAAAACAAAGAAAAUGUGGACCACAUCCAGGGAGUGAUGGAAGAUAUGCAGCUUAGAAAACAACGGUGUGAGGACAUGGUAGAUGUGCGACGGCUAAAGAUGCUUCAGAUGGUUCAGUUAUUUAAAUGUGAAGAAGAUGCUGCUCAGGCAGUAGAAUGGUUAAGUGAACUGUUGGAUGCUCUGCUUAAGACCCACAUCAGAUUGGGAGAUGAUUCUCAAGAAACCAAAGUUUUGUUGGAAAAGCAUCGAAAGUUUUUUGAUGUUGCACAGAGUACUUAUGAUUAUGGGAGACAGUUACUACAGGCUACAGUUGUACUGUGCCAGUCUCUGCGAUGCACUUCUAGGUCCUCAGGAGACACACUUCCGAGACUAAACAGAGUAUGGAAACAGUUUACAAUAACUUCUGAAGAGAGAGUACACAGGUUGGAAAUGGCUAUUGCAUUUCAUUCAAAUGCUGAAAAGAUUUUGCAAGAAUUUCCAGAGCAGCCGGAAGCCAUUAAUGAAAUGGAGCAAUUUGAUGAAAUUGAAGCAGUUGGGAAAUCACUGUUGGACAGAUUAACAGUGCCUGUAGUUUAUCCUGAUGGUUCUGAGCAGUACUUUGGGAGCCCAAGUGACAUGGCUUCUACAGCAGAACACAUUAGAGAGAAGAUAAAGCUACUUAGCCUGAAAAAGCAGCAGCUGAGACAACCAGAAGCCACUACCCCAGAGAGCUAA
This is a messenger RNA of Emys orbicularis (European pond turtle), 2907 nucleotides long. It is a transcript of the gene SESTD1, whose product is annotated as SEC14 and spectrin domain containing 1. The record is from RefSeq and is a predicted model, not a curated record. Lineage: Eukaryota; Metazoa; Chordata; Testudines; Emydidae. The coding region runs from base 1 to 2907 and encodes 968 amino acids. Gene Ontology annotation, molecular function: phosphatidylinositol-4,5-bisphosphate binding; phosphatidylinositol-3,5-bisphosphate binding; phosphatidylinositol-3-phosphate binding. The transcript has 17 exons.